AUGCCCACGGCACGGCCCAGCGGGCAGGAGCCGCCCGUGCCCGGAGCGGCCCCCUUUGUCAGGUUGGGGGGCCUGCCCAUGGUGGGCUGGGGGCUCGGGGGGGACUGGCAGAGCGGCCCCGCUGUCCCCUCUGCCCGCCCCAGGCGCGGACCCGGCGGGGACAGCGGCGGUGACAGCGGCGGGAACCUGAGCGGGGACAGCGGCGGGGACAGCCUGGCUCAGCCCUGCAGCCGUCCCAGCGCUCCCCGGCCGGGGGACCCCGACCCCGCCGCCCCCGUUACCUCGGCAGGGCGGCCCGGCCGCUCCGCUGCGCUCCCCGGCGUGCUGCUCCGGCCGCGCAGCUCCCGCCGCUCCUCUCCGCCCGCCCAACCCUGGCUCCGCCGUUUUAUGACCGGGAAGGCGGCAAGGGCCGUCCCCCGCUGUCCCCAGGACCGCCUUUCUCCCGCCUCCCUCCGCCUCCAUUCGACCAGCCCCCGCCGUCCCCGCAUCCCCUGCGCCCGCAUCCCCCAUCCCCGCAUCCUCGCCGCUCUGCUACCGGCCGGGAGUGACUGGGGAAUUUCAGGGGCACCCUCGCCAUCGCCUGGGAAUGCACCGGCGCUUGUAAAAAAGGAGGGAAAGGGACUUCUAACGCGGCCAGUCUGGGACUUUGAGCUUCACUUGGAGAAGUUUUACAAGUGGACCUCCAGCAGCUUGGAGGAGAAGAAAACCUUCAUCAGGAUGCAGCAGCCCCAGGAGCAUGGGCAGGAAGCCGAGCUGCAGGAGGGGCUGAGCGCGUUCCAGGAGGUGACCCCGGAGGAGGCCGUGGCCGUGCUGGCACUGGUGGAGGAGCACGAGCCCCUGCUGAGCCACUCUGUGGCCUUUGUGGAGCACCUGGGCCAGAAGCUGCAGGGGCUGGAGAAGUCCAACUUCCGGGCCAUCAUCUCCUCGGAGCAGCAGGUGGCCCAGCUGAUGAGCUCCCUUGACGAGGCCCUGGCUGAGGUGGCCAGGCUGGAGGAGACCCUGCAGGUCUGUGAUGAGCUGCUGGCGGGUGUGAGGCAGCAGAUGGAUCACAUCGACCGGGAGAACUCCCUGCUGCACUGCCUCGCUUCCAACAGGACGAGGCUGAUGGAUGAGAUCCUGUUCCUCACGACCCAGCUGCAGCUGAGCGGGGAGCACUGCGCUGCCCUGAGCCGGGCGGAUCUGUCCAGCCCCGCAGCCAUCAGAGCCUGCACGGCUGCAGCACAGGCUCUGUCCUCCUGCAUGGACCUUCCCGUCCAUCCCAGUUACUGGAAGCUGCAGGCAGUGGCUGAGCAGCUGAUCCUGUUUGAAACCCUCAAGCAGAACUUUGAGAGCACCUUCAUCCACCACAUCACCAACAUCUUUGAGCUGCAGGGCAAUUCCCAGGCCCCUGCUCUUGGUCACCCCAUGGCUGCCCCAAACCAUGGACCCCACCACGAGGAACUGCUGCCCUACACCCCGCUGAUGGCCUGGCUGAGGAACACCAAUCCUGCUCUGUUUUGGGACCUCCCCAAGGUCUAUUCCCAGAACCUUGGCCAACUCUACGAGCGGGAAAUCAAAGCUCUUUUUGAACAGGCCAAGAUCUCCCUGUCAGGAAGAGGAAAAGGAAGUCCGCAGGAAACUUGGGAGAAGCCAACAGGGACCAGGCAGCCCCGGUGGAGCCUCCCCAGGAGCAGGGAAAGCCAGGAGGACACCCUGGCCAGGGGGAACAUCCGCAGGGUGUUGGAGCAGGUGCUGAGCGAGCUGCAGCCCCUUUGCACCUCGGAGCAGCAAUUCUUGCAGGAAUUCUUCUGGCUCGGUUGCGACUCCGUGGAGCUGCAGGCGCUGGAGGGAUCUGCCACUAAGGGAGGAGAGCCUAUGGCACCUCCAGAGGACCCUUCUCACACCAAGACCCAGAGCCAGCCAGAAGAAGCCACAAGCCAACUGCUGAGUGAGAUCUUCAGCUGCCUGGAGCCAGAGCUGAGGGCAUUUCUGGAUGUCUGCAACAAGGUUCACCCACUGGGCUGCCUGCAGGUCCUGGUGACCUUGAGUGACUCUAUGUUUGGGACCUGGGGCCCUUCCUCAGCUCCCCCCUCAUCCUUCCUCGAUGCCCUCCUGGGGAACGUGCUGCUCCUGGCCAAGAGCAACUUCAACAAGUGCAUCGGGACCUUGUGCAAGGAGAUAGAGGAGACCAGGCCUCCCAGCAGGAUGAGAGAGGGGAUCCUGUCCUGCGUCAGCCGCUUCCAGGAGUUCCUGGCCUUCUCCGAGGAGGUGCUCCGGACAUCCCAGUGCCGGGGCGAGCUGGACAAGGCCCUGCUCAGGCUGGCCAGCAGUGUCUUCAGCAGCAUCAACAGCCUCUCCUCAGCAAACCUGAAGGUGAACACGGAUAUGGUGAUGAUGGAAAAUUUCCACCACAUCCACAACUUCCUGUGCCAAAGGAACAUCCCCUGCCUGGAGGGCAAGAAGAGGGAAGCCAAGCAAAGGUCCAGGGAGCACAUAGAGAAAUACGUCACCACGUACGUGGGCCAGCCCCUGGAGAUGCUCAAGCAUUUCUUUGAGGGGGUCAAAGCCUGCCUGGCUCAGGGGGUGAAGGAAGAGGAGGUCAGCUUCCAGCUGGCCUACAGCAAGCAGGAACUCCGGAAGGUCAUCGAAAAAUAUCCUGGCAAGGAAGUCAAAAGAGCCCUGGACACCCUCUACAGGACAAUCCACAAACUUCUGUCCCCAGAGGAAAAUCUUCUGCCGGUGGUGUGGCAGGCCAUGGAGCAGGGAUUCAUCUGGCAGUGCCGAGAGUUUGAGGAUCUCAUCCAACGCUGCUAUACAGGAACAGGGAUUGCCCUGGAUUUCACCAUGGAGGACUUGCUGAGCUACUUCAACUCCAUCACCACAUCCAACAUGUCGGGAAAUCCCUCUCUGGAAAUCUGGAGCAGCUCAGGAAUCCUUGUCUGCAGCCACACCUCUGAGGAGCUGAACACAAAACCAUUCCCAAGUUGGAUAUUUGGGUUCCUACCCUGA
This is a messenger RNA of Vidua macroura (Pin-tailed whydah), 2988 nucleotides long. RefSeq names its product exocyst complex component 1-like. The record is from RefSeq and is a predicted model, not a curated record. The transcript has 16 exons. Gene Ontology annotation, biological process: exocytosis; Golgi to plasma membrane transport. Lineage: Eukaryota; Metazoa; Chordata; Aves; Passeriformes; Viduidae. Bases 1 to 2988 code for a protein of 995 amino acids. Gene Ontology annotation, cellular component: plasma membrane; exocyst. Gene Ontology annotation, molecular function: phosphatidylinositol-4,5-bisphosphate binding.